This is a messenger RNA of Striga asiatica, 1114 nucleotides long. Lineage: Eukaryota; Viridiplantae; Streptophyta; Magnoliopsida; Lamiales; Orobanchaceae. The record is from the annotation of a GenBank genome assembly.
AAUGAUACAUGUCAGGUCCUUGGUUUAAGUAACCCACAUUUGACUAACCAUGGUUAACCUCGAAAAGAUAGACAUGAUUGACACAUGUGUAUGUAUUUUGGUGUAUGUAGAUGGCUACAUGCAAAAAGGUUCUUUGUCAAUUACUCACAUUUGUUUUAUUUUCUAUAGUUUCCGUUUUUAAUUUGUAAUUUAGGUUUUUCUAUUUGUUUCAUAAAUUGGUCAAUUGCUUGAUUUUAAUUAAUUAUUUACAAUUGGCUAAUUUUGUACUUUUCUUUUUCCUUCUGGGCAGAUGUAUCGAACGGUGAAGUCAACUGAUAGAGCUGCUGCUAUUUCAGGACAUUCAGAUGGGCUUGAAAAUGGGUCUUCUGGAGAUACCUCAGAUGAUUUCCUGUUUGACAUUCAAAAUUUGCAUAAAUCGAAACAAAUUGAUAUGAAGAGUGACAAGGAAUACCAUGGUCUAUGGCACAGUUGCUCCAGCAGGGAAGCUUGGAUGCAUGGGAGAAAGGGGGAUUAUGGAGUAGGAUACAUACAAUCCAUUGAGAAGGAUACGGAUCGAAAAUGCACGAGCCCUUUAUCGAGUGGAUCACGAACGAGCCCGAAAGAGAAUCCUAAUCUUGAGUUCACUCUUGGGAGGCCUCUUUGAAUGAAUUACAUCUUGUACACAAUCACUAGUUAUGAUAUGUAAUUUAUUACAUAUGUAAUUUAUUAAAUUACAUAUGUAUGAAAUCAAAAGGGAAGAAAAAGGGAAAAGCAAGGCCUAGAGGUAAAGAAAGACAAAAGGAGACAAGAAAGACACAAAGCAAACAAAAGGUGGGAGGGAAAAAAAAAUAAAAGAAAAAUAAAAGGAAUGUGAUUGGUGUCAAGAUGUGAGAUUCAAAAUCAUCUCAUAAUAAAAUAUUCCUUUUGUGAUUAAAUAGGGAAUGUCUAAAUGAUUUUUGUACUUUUAUGCAUUUAGGAAAAAAAUGAGGGAAGUAAAGGAGUUUGAGAAAAGAGUCAUGAAGAAGGAAUUGACUAUAUAUGUUGUUGUUAAUUUAAAUAUGAUCAUAUACUUUUUAUGUUUGAAGGAGGGAAAUAUCUAUAAUUCAUGCACUUAAUAUAGAUUUAUUUAAAAAAG